This is a messenger RNA of Geodia barretti, 1911 nucleotides long. Lineage: Eukaryota; Metazoa; Porifera; Demospongiae; Tetractinellida; Geodiidae. The record is from the annotation of a GenBank genome assembly.
ACCCCCUAUCAGCCUGCCCCCUAUGCAGUGGGCGGGAGCAGCUGAGCUAGGGGAGGUGGUGUUAUACAGCUAGCAGUGCAUGCAGUCUAUGAUUCGCUGGAGAGUGUAUCGGGCCGGAGGCAGGAUGCGUACAGUAACCAAGAUGCAGAUAAUGGCCGCCGUUCUAGUGGGCUUUUUCCUCGGCUACGUUCUCCUACCGUCCACCAUUAGCUUCAGCACGGACGAGGCCGGCCAGGGAGACCCCGUAGGUAAAGGUUUCUACAACGCGAAGCCUAGGGCGGCAGCAAUCCAGAUUUCGCCCGACGGCAGGGAAUUUAUUGUGGAAGGCAGAGCCAAGAGAAUUCUGAGCGGGGCCAUCCACUACUUUAGAGUGGUGCCCGACUAUUGGGAUGACCGCCUGAGGAAACUGAGGGCCUCGGGACUCAACACCGUGGAAACGUAUGUGCCCUGGAAUGCCCACGAGCCAGUUCCUGGUGUGUUUGACUUCACUGGGAUCCUGGACGUGGCAGAGUUCAUAAAGACAGCUCAGCACCUGGGGCUACACGUCAUUGUCCGACCGGGGCCCUACAUCUGUGCCGAGUGGGAAAUGGGAGGCCUCCCUGCGUGGUUGUUACAUGAUCCUAACAUGGUACUUCGCUCCAACUAUGCCCCCUACACCAAGGCCGUAUCUCGGUACUUUACACGGCUGUUUAAGGUCCUGGGGCCCACUCCAGAGCUCGUACGGUGGACCCAUCAUUGGGUUCCAGGUGGAGAACGAGUAUGGCUACUGGACGAAUGACACCACUGCCGGGAGGGCGCACCUGCAGUUUCUGCACAAGGUCAGCUGACAAGGCUAGCUGCGUGUUUGGGCUAUUCACGUCACAGUACAGUCCACCUUAAAGGAGUCGGUCUUGUUUGUGCGUCACACUAUAGUAUCCUGAAAAGGAGUCGGUCUUGUUACGUUUAGAGUAUUCACGAUUUGCAACUUCAACUUUAUUGUUGGAUAUGACACACACACACACGUUGGUAUGACCUACAUACAUACAGCUGUUGCAGACAGUGGUGGGGACGUACAUACUUGCAACACACACGUUGGUAUGACUUACAGGUAAUAGAAAAGAGUGGUGGGAAUGUACACACAUGAAGUGGUGGGGAUGUACUUACAUGUACAUAAUGUACAUAAUGUACAUAAUAUACAUAAUGUACAUAAUAUACACAAUGUACAUAAUGUACAUAAUGUACAUGCAUAAGUUACCGAUGUGCAGAUGUGCAGAUAUUAUGCGUGAGUGUGAUAAGUGGUUAGUUAGGGAUGAAGACAAUAUUCAGCAGUACCAGAGAGACAGUAAUGGCCAUCAUCCAGGAAGACGCUAUCCCCAGAGAAUAGGCACUCGAUUGUGUCUGGAGCUGGCUAAUGCUGUCUUCCACAUCAGAUAUUUCUUUUGUGUUUGCGUUGAUUUGGUUUUCGUUGUCAGUGAUAUCAGAUGCCAGCUGAUCGUGUGUUUCUUGAGACGAUGAAAUGUGCUCUGUCACUUUCCCGUCAAGACUACUGGAUUCAUUCUGUAAUUGUUCCACUUCGACUUUUAGCUCAUUAACCGUUUUGUUCAACGUCCCUAAAUCCCUAUCUAAAUUACCAACCUCAUUUGUUAGUGCAUCAACGUCUUGUUCCUCGACUACUGCAGCGACUGUUUGUACGGUCUCUCCUAGAGUAGUGAGAUCCCGAGUCAAUCGCUGAUGCUACCAUUGAUGUCCCGGGAUAGGUUAGAAACCCGUUUUUCGAGCGCUUUCAAGUCAGACAGGUUAGCUUUGGUCUCCGCGAACAUGUUCACAAUGUCCUGUAGCUCGUCAUGGUGCGUUCUAUUGAUAGUACCGCCAGCUAGAUCGUCUAUGUCAUAUCUAAGUUUUUGGUCUAUCCUGGAUGUGGUGCUUCUUAGG